AUGUCGUCCGGUGGUUCUCCCGGCAACCCGCUACUCCUGGUCUCGGUCUCUCCCGGCGAUGAAGAGAAAGAGAAGCUCAUCAAAGGAGACGAGAAAGAUAAGUUCUUUCGAGGCUCCGCCAUGACCAAGCGAGGCGCUUACGCUCCCAUCUCUUACAUGGCUUGUGCCGUGCUUCUUGUAAUGUUCAAUAAAGCGGCCCUCUCUUCUUACAGCUUUCCAAGUGCCAAUGUCAUAACACUCUUUCAGAUGAUAUCGUCUUGCUUGUUUCUGUACCUGUUAAGGAGAUCGAGGAUUAUAUCUUUCAGUGCAGCUGAGUCUAUGACUGCUUCUGAUAUAUAG
Messenger RNA from Linum tenue, 339 nucleotides. Lineage: Eukaryota; Viridiplantae; Streptophyta; Magnoliopsida; Malpighiales; Linaceae. The record is from the annotation of a GenBank genome assembly.